AUGCAGGUGGUCGAGCCAGACGGUACUAUCCGCGAGCUGACGCGUGGUGAUGCAUUCGGUGUACGGUUGGAUCGACCGGACCGUGUUCAUCGAGGCACAAUGCGUACAGUGACCGAGGAUUGUCAGUUUGUCUGGGUUCCUCAGGCCGACUAUAUGCAAAUUAUGAGUCGCGAAGGUGAGGCGGAAAUUCCCGAACUGGAAGAGGGUGGUCGUGUGGUCUUAGUCUAUGAGACAUUGGAUCCCAGUGGCGGAACAGCCGUGAUCCCCAGUCGAUCAUCGACCUCGACAAAACCAACCACGGGUAUUCAGCCCCGGGUGGUAACCAAGGUAUGCGAAUUUAAUUCUCUUAUCACACCCUAUUGCUGGUAA
Messenger RNA from Echinostoma caproni, 369 nucleotides. The record is from the annotation of a GenBank genome assembly. NCBI's taxonomy places the organism in Eukaryota, Metazoa, Platyhelminthes, Trematoda, Plagiorchiida, Echinostomatidae.